Messenger RNA from Porites lobata, 1518 nucleotides. Lineage: Eukaryota; Metazoa; Cnidaria; Anthozoa; Scleractinia; Poritidae. The record is from the annotation of a GenBank genome assembly.
AUGGCACACAAUACACAGCUGCUCACAAAGAAAAAAGGUGAUAAACAUCCCGGCUGUUGAUAUAAGAGUCAAUAAGAUAUUUAUUAAUCUCGCGCCUAACGGAAAAUAAACAAUAAUCAGCAAAUGUGUGUUUGCCAGCGCUUUUGUUAUAUGCCUAACGUUCAUCAGGGUCACGGGCCCAUAAAAAGGGCCGCGUGAAGAACUAUGUUAUUCACAUUGCUAGCGGAUAUUUAGCAGUGAACAUUGUUUUGGAAAUGAAAUCUCUACUUGUUCUCCUGUUUCUCGGAGCGAUAGUCGCCACCCUGGCUGAGGAGUCUUUUGAGGAUGAGGCAGUCGCGGAGUUGUUAGAUGAACAGGGUGAGGAAACCAUUGCCGAGCUUGCUGAUGAAGCGAAUGACCCCCAUCAUCGUCCCCGUCCAAGUGGCCCUCCGAGGGCGGUAAGAUCUUCAACCUUGUCACCAGUCCUAAACAGACUACUGGGAUUUGCACAAUCAGCUUAAAGUAGCAAACUUAAUUUGUUCAAGAUUCCUUUCCACGCCCUUAUAAAAUAGGUGCUCACGGGAACUUCGGAAGAAUCGCGCUCCCUCAACCCAAAUCUCUGUAGGUUGUUAUAUGUUAGAAAGAGUGAUUACCCUUUUGUCAAGAAAUUAAUCGGAGCUCAGUUUUUUCAUAUUCACUGAUGAUUUAGCGUCAAGUGACAAAGAGGGCCAGCAUCAAUCAAUGAAAAUCCUGACAUGUGAUUAAAAAAAAAUCAACAAAGUUUUAGAAGUAUCCUACCACAACCUCCCGGAAAUUGCGUAUUUUAUUUGGUUAACAUGUUAGAGCGAUAACUCGGUCAAAAAAAUAGCCAUAGCUUUUUUUCUGGUGAUUGGCAUCAAAAGAUAAAGAAUGGUAUCAUCGAUUAAUAAAAUCCUAGCAAACGGUGUUUUAAUAUAAACGGUAACGUAUCAUAGAGCCAUUAUUAUAAAACUCACAUACUUUAAUUCUUUUCUCUUAAAAAGUGCAAACUAUAUUUUAAGAAAUGCUUAAAGAAGCCAACUGGUCCUCGUCCCACACGUCCCAUCAAGGUAAGAUCUUCGUUGUCUUUAUUUUGAACCCUCAGACUUUGAUGUCGAGACGUAGUUUUACAGUAAAAGUGUGUAGUCAACUUAUAUUGUUUUUAUACGAUUUGAUGAAAUACAUGGACCAGGUGAGCUCCUUAGUUAUUUUUUUUUCAGCUGGGGUAGGUUGUUAUAUGUUAGAAAGAGUGAUUAACCUUUUGUCAAGAAAUUAAUCAUAGUUCAUUUUUUUUUCAUAUUCACUGAUGAUUAAGCGUCAAAUGAUAAAGAGGCCAGCAUCAAUCAAUGAAACUCCGGACAUUUGAUUAAAAAAAAAAUCAACAAAGUUUUAGAAGUAUCCUACCACAGAAGUAUUAAAAAAUUCACUGAAUUCAUCUUCUCUCCCACUUAGAAAAAGAUUUGCCAAAAACUGCGGAAAAUGUGCAAGAAGCUCCGGCCCAGCAGACGUCCUAAGCCUUAA